GCAGAGAAGCCACGUGUCUCCUGGGUUUGGUCUGCUGUCUUCUAACUUCACCUGUAAACAAAGUAGGUCCUUCACCUGUUCACCAGAAGUGAACAAGAAAAGAUACUCAAAAUAAUCAGGUUAUUUUAAUUGCUCAGAGUGUACAUAUUUUAAAAGCAAAUCAGACCCUUCAGAGCAAGCAUUUGUCUAACGUUGAGCCUGAUUUGGAGCUUGCCUUAAAGCGAAAGUGAGUUUUGUUCCACAGUCUGCUUUGUGGUUUUUAGUCUUCUCCUUUCACACCUUUUUGUGGUCUUUAACAAGUCAUUGUCUAUAAAUCUGAAACUGGAUGAAGCUGCUGCUUCACUGAAAAACUGUUCCUUCUACUCCAGGGCAAGCAGAGCCUUCUGCCCCUCGAGUUUGUGCUCAUUGCGGUUGCGUUCAUUACUAUCAGCUUUAUUAUUCUUGAGCCUGGGCACCAUGGAUCACGGUAAGGUGUGUUUUGCUGGGCUGAAACCCAUCACUGUGCAUUAUUAGGCCCCCUCACACCUCCACACUCACUUGCUAGAUGAGUUAAAGCAUUCAGUUCCUAUAAAGAAAUUGUAUUUAGUGGGAAAUCCAGCAGAAAACUACGUUUCAGUUGGUGAUGGUUUCCUUACCCUUUCUCCCACUAGUCUGAGGAUUCAGGAUUCUCAGGUAGUGACUCACUUCAGAAGGAAAAAAAAAAAAGAGCUGAAUUCCAGUAAUGGCUGGCUUUUAAAAGGAAGAUCUGAAGCACUAGAGAGUCAGAUCCCUCUGGAAGUGAUGGAUGCUCUGCAUCAAGAGAGAUUGGGGGAAACUUGCUGGCUUUCUUUAUGUGAAAAAGAGAGGAGACCAGGCUCAAGUGGAUGGUACCUGCUGUAAGUUUUUUCCCUUUUGGAUAUGGAUAACAGGAUAGAAAGAAUCUUGAAAAGGCUAGCUCAUGAGUUUCCUUGAUCCCAUCUUGCUCUGUGAGUGCAAGAGUCAUUUUCCCUGUGCCUGUCCAUGAAACUCAACAGUGAACACCCAAAGCAGAAAACAAAAGGUAAUUUAUGUUCCUCCUCACCAAUCAGGUAUGUUUAAGAACUGGUUCUUUCCAGCUAGGAUAUGUUCAGUUGUUUCUGUAACCUUCUUUCUAACUGUGAACUCCAUCUCCCUGAGGACUAAAAGUGUGGGAGAGACUAAAACCAAAGCAUGAUGCUCCAUCUGUCUUGCCACAGACUGCCAGGCUUUGGUGCUUGAUGGUUUUGAGCCUCUGAUCUUUGCUUUGGGUCUGGGAGCAGCAGCUCUGGGAGAAAAACAGCCCUUAUAUUAGAGCAAACAAGGCAUCUAACAGUUUGGAUUAAGACACUGGCCAUCUUGGCUGCUUCCUGGAUAGCUCUGCUCAGGUGCAAGUGCUGGGUUGUUGCUUGGAGCUAAACCAACCAUAAAUGACCAUUUACAUUCUGCAUUCAAAAGACAGGUUUACUCAGCUGCCCUAGAAUAAAUGCCUUUGGAGCUCUGUGGGGUGUGCAUGGUUGUUUGCUUUUGGUUUUACUGCUUUGAACUGCCUCUGAGCACUGGGUAAAUGGAAACCUGUGCUUGGAUGUCUGCAUGGGUAUGGAGCAUCCCUAAUCAUCUGAAAACCCUGGGAUUUGUGAACAUAUCAGUUACCUUGAAAAAUUAAACCAGCAGCCACCUGAAGUAACAAGCUACAAUAUGUGAGUCCUUCCUGUCUCAUGGAGGAUAUUUUUUACAGUACCCUUAAAUUUAUCUCCACAAUCUCUGUCCCAUUUAACUAUGUCCCAUACUGAUACAGUAAAGUUUUUUACUUAACCCAAACGAGUUUAAGGGAAAAUGUUCCACUCACUGGAGGCUCAGCACCUGAUGAGCCAGCCUGCUCCUGGGAUUUGAAAUUCAGAAGGCAGUGGUGCAGGAUUUGUAGAGCAGCUGCAUCCUGGAUCAGAAAUGGUGUUCAGUCCUGUUCACUACUCUGCCUUGUGAAUCUAGACAGGAGUUGGGGGAGCUGCUGUUAAUCCUCAACUUUCCAGCUGUGCAAGGCAAAGAUCACAGAAUCACAGAAUAUCCUGGACUGGAAGGGACCCACCAGGAUCACAGAGUCCAACUCCUGGCCCGGCACAGCCACUCCAACAAUCCCACCCUCUGCCUGAAAGUGUUGUCCCAAUGCUCCUGGAGCUCUGGCAGCCUUGGGGCUGUGCCCAUUCCCUGGAGAGACUGUUCCAGGACAAUGCAUCUGUUCCUGCUGUGCCUGCUCAGUGUCUGGGGGCUGGCUGCCCCGGAGCACUACGCCGUGGAAGACAUCUGCACCGCAAAGCCCCGCGACAUCCGCGUGAACCCCAUCUGCAUCUAUCGCAACCCUGAGAAGAAGCCCCAGGAUGGGGAGGGACAGGAGCCAGCAAAGGACAAGCUCCCGGAGUCCACCAACCCCAGGGUCUGGGAGCUGUCAAAAGCCAACUCUCGGUUUGCUGUCAUCUUCUACAAGUACCUGGCUGACUCCAAGGACAACGGGGAAAAUAUCUUCAUGUCACCCCUCAGCAUUUCCACAGCCUUCGCCAUGACCAAGCUCGGAGCUUGUGGCAGCACCCUCCAGCAGCUCAUGGAGGUCUUUCGAUUUGACACCAUUUCAGAGAAGACAUCAGAUCAGAUCCAUUUCUUCUUUGCCAAGCUGAACUGCCGCCUUUACAAGAAAGCAAACAAAUCCUCAGAGCUGGUAUCAGCCAACCGUCUCUUUGGGGAGAAAUCUUUGGUCUUUAAUGAGACUUACCAGAACAUCAGUGAGAUCGUUUAUGGAGCAAAACUCUGGCCCUUGAACUUCAAAGAGAAGCCAGAACUUUCCAGGCAGAUCAUUAAUGAGUGGGUGGCUAACAAGACAGAGAAGCGCAUUACAGAAGUGAUCCCAGAAAGUGGUAUUGAUGAUCUCACUGUCUUGGUCCUGGUCAACACCAUUUAUUUUAAGGGGCACUGGAAAUCGCAGUUCCCAGCUCCAAACACAAAACUGGACAUAUUUCAUAAAGCCAAUGGUGAGACCUGCCAAGUCCCAACUAUGUACCAGGAGUCCAAAUUCCACUACGCAUUCAUCCCCCAGGACAAAGUCCAGGUGCUGGAGCUGCCUUACAAAGGGGACGAUAUCACGAUGCUGCUGGUCCUGCCCAGUGCUGGGACGCCACUGGAGGAGGUGGAGCGAGACCUGACAUCGGAGAAGCUGCAGGGCUGGAUAGAUUCCAUGAAGGAGAUGUCUCUCUUCGUCUACCUCCCUCGCUUCCGUAUCGAGGACAGCUUCAGUGUCAAGGAAAAGCUGAGGAAAAUGGGGCUGGAAGAUCUCUUCAGUCCAGAAAACGCUAGACUCCCAGGUAUCAUUGCAGAGGGCCGCACAGACCUGUAUGUGUCUGAGGCUUUCCACAAAGCCUUCCUUGAGGUGAAUGAAGAAGGCAGCGAGGCCUCAGCUGCUACAGCAGUCACCAUCUCUGGCCGUUCCUUCCCUAUGAACAGAAAAAUCUUCAAUGCCAACAGGCCCUUCCUGCUUUUCAUCCGGGAAGCUGCCCUCAACACCAUCAUCUUCAUGGGCAGGAUAGCUGAUCCUUGCUCCUAAAGGGGCUGGUAGGGCCUCACUUCUCCCUCCUCUGCCUCGGGAAAAGGGGAGGUGGGGUAUUGCCACAAAGUGUGGGCUGCUCCUGGGGUGGUUGGUCUUGCUGUUUGGUGCCAGCUGCAGGGAGGGACUGCAUCCAGCUGGGCUGUCCCUGCUCCUCCCUGCCAUGUCAGGUGAGUGGCUCAUAGGUCACCUCACCUGUCCUGUCCUUUGUGGCAAGGAAAGCUGAAUUUCAUCUGGUACCAGUAUUUUUGUGGCACCCAAGUCCAGCAUUGCUGUCCUUCCUGUGCCCAACCCUCUGUAACUCUGAUCACUUGGUUCAUUAAAACCUAUAGAUCUGUAUGUAACAGACUGUUCUCUGAAUGCACAGAUUACACUGAGCCACUUCCCAUUAUUUAAAUUCUUCGUUUCCAGCAAAUGGGGCUCCACACCAGAAAGGUGAGUGGAACAGCAGAAGCCAUAAGGCUUGUGCUGGCUGGGCAAGGAACACCCUUCUGCAGCUCCGUGUGGGUGGAAGAGCUGCCAAAAGCUGUGCCCUGCUUGCCAGCAGCUCUGGUGUGUCCUGUGUGCCCAAGGGCUGAGAGUCACUAGUCACAGCCUUGCAUAGCCAAGGCUUUGAAAUUCUUUUUGAAUGCUAAGAUUUCAUCUAACAGUUACUGUAGCAGCAGUGCCCAUGAACCACGACAGUGCCCAGGUAAGGAAACCAGUACCUGUAGCUUUGAUAAAAAUAAAUUAUUUCACCUGCAAGUUUACUCCAGGAGCUGAGGUCUCCUGGCCUGCUGCCAGGCCACACAUGAUCAGACCUCUUGUCUUAGGGUGCCUGUAUUGCUGUAGGACUUUUGGCAGGGCUGUCCUGAAGAUGCAGAUUUCUCCAUUUCAGACAGCUGUUUCAAACCAGACAGUGAAAGCACAGUUCCUGUCCUCAGGAGGUCAUGGAAGUGGUGUGUGCAGACAGUGGGGUGCACUGCCCAGUGGGCCACUUACUCUGGAUUUUGUAGGACCAAUGAAAUAGCCACCUUUGUAAAGGCUUCUCUUGGCAGGAACUGCUAGAGCAGCCAAGCAGUGAGGGAGUUAACUUGGAUAGAGCUGGUAUGCCAGAUCUUUGGUCACUGGGUCUCUAGAUUUGGAAGCUAUCAGGGGUUUGAUUCUUUCCUGCUCCCAGUAGGAUUGUUUGACCAUCUGUGCAAGCAGUGUGUGACUGGGGCAUGGAGAGCCGCCUCUUCCAUUGUCCCACAGGCCAUGGCAAACCGUACACAUCUGAGAGGUGUCCUUCAGGGGCUCCUACAGGUACUCCCUGGGGCAGUACCUUGGAAACAAACUGUGAUGGGCUGGGACCCUGGGAGAAAAGGGAAAGCAUUUUGAAAAUACCAAGAGUUCAGAAAGCAGCUCUUCCUCUCCCUGCCCUCCUCUGGCAGUUACCAUGGUGGCUUUUCUUGCUGGAUCCCAUCUUCUGCCUGUGAACUUCACUGAGAGACACAAAACCUCCUGUAAUUGCUGCCUUUUCCAGCUGUGCUCCAGGCUGUGGAGGUGAACACUGGUGAAAGAGGAGGGCUGAGGCAGUGUCUGGGCCUCCCUAGCAUGGCACUGAACCAAAAUGCUUCCCCUGCCAUAGGCAGCUGGGAAAACAUCCAAAACUUGGCCUGCAGCAAGAGCACAGGGCUUGUUCCUCCUGGGGAGACUGAAAAGGGCUGAGCCUGCUGAAGAGGUGAGACAAAACUCAGCCAAAAAGGACAGAAGCCACCUGAGUUGCCAGGAACAGCAGCCUGGCACUGUGCAACCUCUCUCAAGCUGCUGAGCUUAAGAGCCAGGACCAGGCAGAAAAUCCACACUGGGUAAGGACCAGUCAGCUAUAAGACACAGACAAGGAUCUGAGUAUUAAACCAUUUAAUUCUCAAACCACUCACAUGCAUAAUGUUCUUUUACACAGUGUUAAAAGAAAGAAGAAAAUGCAUUUUUUUUUUUUAAUACAAACAGAAUUUCAAGUAUACAUUUAUAGAAUUUUCCAAGAUUCUUACCCAAGUUGCUAAGUUCUCAUUCACAUUGUUCUUAAAGCUGUCCAACGAGAGCGCUUUUUGCUAAACUGCUUUCAAUGCAAUUGUACAGUCCCCUCUACCUUGGUUUUAUUUCCCCCUUUCCCAACUCUGGUUCCCCUGCCAUCCCUGCCCACCCCCCUCCAGCAGUGCUGGCUGUCCCUGGACACAAUGGCCAUGGAGCUUCUGUUUGCCAGUGCCUGCUGGAAGAGGAAAAGAGAAGCAGUCAUGGAGGGCCAGUUUGGAAACAGCUUGGAAAAUCACUGAAGAACAGUCUGAUAUCCACAAGUUACAGCUUACUCUUCAGCCUACUCCAGACUAGUCUGAACACUGACUUUUUUUCUUGAAAUAAGGACUGCAACCAAAAACAAAAUAAAAUAAUAAAAACAAAAGAAUAAUUAGUACAGCAGGAAAUUUCUUAACUGUGAAAGUAAGUCUUGAGUGUUAGGACACCUGUCCUAAAAAGGUUUGAUUUAUAGGUCACUAGUUGACGGUGACAGCACAAUUUCUGUUACAAAUGGUUACUCUGCAAACCAGCUCAGAGCAGAAUCAAUGUGGGACACACAAACUUGGAUUAAAAAAGAAAAAAAAACACCAAACAGAACUGACAAGGGCUCCAUAUUCAUGUUAUGGAAAAAGCCCACAACCCCAGUGACAGCUUUCUCCAACCUUUGCUGCUCAGCUCAGCUCAGCUCAGCCCUGGGCCGCCAGCUGGGUUGUAACUGGGUGCAACUUCUGACCUGUUAAAAAACGGGGUUUCAGUCUUCUUGACAGGCAAGGGUGGGUUUCUCUUGAAAGAUUCCAAGGUCUCCUAACAGCCACCAGCCCCAGCAGUGCCUGGGCACGGCGGGGCCGCUCCGGGCAGCGUGGGGGCCGUGUGGGCCCGGGGGGCUGCUGGAGGUAGAGCUGCCAUGGCCGAGGCUGUGGCAGCAUUGCUCCCCCCGAGCUGUGGCUGCCCAGGAGCUGCCUGCCUGUACAGCUGUGUCCCCAGCCAGCCACAGCUGUACUCCUCUGACGAGUUAAAGUGCAUUGCGGCAGAAAAGGGUUUGCUUUUUAAUUUUUUUUAUUUUUUUUUAAUUUUUUUUUUAAAGAGGAACCUAUUUAAAGUGCUGUUCUAGUUUGGAAAGGGACUUUUUAGAAAAAAAAAUGGCACCUUUUCACAUGAGAGAUUUGCUCUCUGUAUGUGUAUACAUAUAUAUAAAUU
This is a messenger RNA of Pyrgilauda ruficollis (rufous-necked snowfinch), 6814 nucleotides long. RefSeq names its product serpin family C member 1 (gene SERPINC1). Gene Ontology annotation, molecular function: serine-type endopeptidase inhibitor activity. Lineage: Eukaryota; Metazoa; Chordata; Aves; Passeriformes; Passeridae. The transcript is spliced from 7 exons. The record is from RefSeq and is a predicted model, not a curated record. Gene Ontology annotation, biological process: regulation of blood coagulation. The coding region runs from base 2222 to 3583 and encodes 453 amino acids.